AUUUUGGUAGAGGAAGCAAGCAAGCAUGGUGAGGAAGUAGAACCCAACACUGUCCCAAUAACCCCACCAAACCCAACCGCAAAUGAAAACCCCACACAUCUUCCAUCUCCGCCGCUGCUUCGCCACAAAGUACACCGCCAGGAUCACCUCCACCGCCCCCACUGGCCGCUCCCUCGCGGCGGAGGUGACUCCGCCACCGCCCCUCCCCUCCGACCCGCGAGGCUACCUCCUCCCCCGCCGUGACCUCAUCUGCAAAGCCACCCAAAUCCUCCUCUCCCCUCCGCCGUCCUCCUUCUCCGACCCCUUCUCCGACCUCUCCGAUUACCUCCAGUCUCUCUCCUUCUCUCUCUCCCCCCUCGAAGCCUCCGAAAUACUGAAAAACCUGAAGAGCCCUUCGCUCGCCCUCAAAUUCUUCCACUUCUGCCCCUCCCUCUCCCCCGAUUUCCGUCAUGAGUCCUUCACCUACAACCGCCUCUUCCUCAUUCUCUCCAAGUCCACCAACCCAGCUCGCUUCGACCAGGCCCGCGACCUCCUCAGCCACAUGCACCGCCAUGCCGUCCGCGGCUCCAUUUCCACUGUCAACAUCCUCGUCGGCUUCUUCGGCUCUGGCGAGGACUUGGAACGCUGCGUUGCACUCGUCAAGAAGUGGGACCUCAGACUCAACGCUUACACCUACAAGUGCUUGCUCCAAGCCUACUUGAGGUCCCGGGAUUCUUCUACUGCUUUUCAGGUUUAUCGGGAUAUGAUUAGGCGUGGGUAUAAGUUGGACAUUUUUGGCUACAACAUGCUUUUGGAUGCUUUGGCCAAGGAUGAGAAGGUGGAUAAAGCAUAUAAAGUUUUCGAGGAUAUGAAGCGGAGAUAUUGUGAGCCAGAUGUGUUCACUUAUACUAUUAUGAUCAGAAUGACUGGGAAAGCAGGCAAAACUGAGGAGUCGCUGGCGUUUUUCCAAGCAAUGCUAGCAAAAGGCUGUACUCCUAAUUUGAUUGGUUAUAAUACUAUGAUUGAGGCGCUUGCCAAAGGGCGAAUGGUUGACAAGGCCAUUCUGCUUUUCUCUAAGAUGGUGGAGAACGAUUGUCAGCCUAAUGAGUUCACGUACAGUGUGAUUUUGAAUCUUCUGGUUGCUGAGGGGAAGCUUAAUGAGCUAGACAAUAUUGUUGAUAUAUCAAAGAAAUAUAUUAACAAGCAGAUAUAUUCAUACUUCGUUAGGACUUUAAGCAAAUUGGGUCAUGCUUCGGAAGCACAUAGGUUAUUUUGUAACAUGUGGAACUUUCAUGACAAGGGUGACAAAGAUGCUUGUAUGUCCAUGUUGGAGAGUUUAUGCAGUGCUGGCAAAAUGACAGAAGCCAUAGACCUUCUGAAUAAAAUUCAUGAAAAGGGUAUAACCACUGAUACUAUUAUGUAUAAUACGGCAUUCACAGCUCUUGGCAGGUUGAAACAAAUAUCACAUAUUCAUGAUCUUUAUGAAAAGAUGAAACAGGAUGGUCCCCCACCAGAUAUAUUUACAUACAAUAUUUUGAUCUCCAGCUUUGGCAGGGCUGGAAGAGUAGACAUUGCUGUUAAAUUUUUUGAAGAACUAGAGAAUAGUGAUUGUAAGCCUGAUGUCAUUUCCUAUAACUCUUUGAUCAAUUGCCUUGGAAAGAAUGGGGAUAUUGAUGAAGCUCACAUGAGAUUUAAAGAGAUGCAAGAGAAAGGAUUAAAUCCUGAUGUUGUGACCUAUAGCACACUUAUUGAGUGCUUUGGCAAGACGGAUAAAGUUGAGAUGGCAUGUAGGUUGUUUGAUGAAAUGCUUGCUGAAGAAUGCACUCCUAACUUGAUCACGUAUAAUAUUUUGCUUGACUGUCUUGAAAGGUGUGGAAGAACUGCUGAGGCAGUGGACCUUUAUUCAAAACUUAAGCAGCAAGGGUUGACACCAGAUUCAAUUACGUAUACAGUGCUCGAGCGAUUGCAAAGUGGUGGACAUGGGAAGUUGAGAUUUCGGCGACAGAAUCCUAUUACAGGCUGGGUUGUUAGCCCUUUAAGAUGAUAGAGGAACAAAGUAAUUGUUGUUCAUUGUGCUUACACAGGUUUCUUCUAAUGCUAUUUAAUCUACGAUAGCGGUGUGAUUUCCAAGCAUUUUAUGAUUAUGGCCAUCGAUGAACUUGGUUGCAACCAGUCGCCACUGCUUGAAGACCUGUGAUUGCAGUAUGGUCGAGAUUCGGUGGACUAGGAUGUUUGUUGGGUAACACACUAAAACAUUCCUUCCUUGGGGAUUUUGGACUUUGCCCUUGGGUGUUCAAUGAAGAAGGGUAUCAUUCUUUGUCAUAGGGUCUGUUUCAACUUCAUAUAAUAACAGAGACACCAUCUUAGGCAGGAAAAAUUGGGGGGAAAAGACUUACAUAGUUUUAUCCAUUCAUACAUAAAUAGUGAGAGAAAACUUUAUGGGUGAAACAUCACUUAUUUUUCCUAGGUUUUAUAUUGGUGAUUCUUGUACUUCUAGCCAUUUACUAACCGAUUAUUUAUUUACAUCAAAAGACAAUAACUUGCUUUCUUCUAGCAUACCUUUUUUUUUUUUUGAGUGAGGAUGAUAUUGUAUAGUGUAAAUUACAGGAAUUGAAAUGAAAUAUUCUACCAUUUUACACCUUCUCUAA
Messenger RNA from Vigna angularis (adzuki bean), 2627 nucleotides. RefSeq names its product pentatricopeptide repeat-containing protein At1g51965, mitochondrial. Lineage: Eukaryota; Viridiplantae; Streptophyta; Magnoliopsida; Fabales; Fabaceae. The transcript has 2 exons. Bases 83 to 2023 code for a protein of 646 amino acids. Gene Ontology annotation, molecular function: protein binding. The record is from RefSeq and is a predicted model, not a curated record.